Lineus longissimus is the source of this 2130-nucleotide messenger RNA. RefSeq lists its product as uncharacterized. NCBI's taxonomy places the organism in Eukaryota, Metazoa, Nemertea, Pilidiophora, Heteronemertea, Lineidae. The transcript has 6 exons. The record is from RefSeq and is a predicted model, not a curated record. Bases 709 to 1152 code for a protein of 147 amino acids.
CGCUCAGGACCAUAACGUUCAGGCAAAACGACGACGCGUAUAUUCCGUAUUCAAGUAGACCGGUGUACGCGCUGGAGGGGAGGCGGAGUAUUGAGCGGGGCACCGAGUCGGACUUCCAGAGUGCCAAGCAAAUUAUCAAAGCAAUCACGCAUGUGUAGUGGCAUUUUUAUCUCCGAUACUCUGAUAUAUUUAUAUGUUCAUAUGAGCAUAGCACUGAGAAUGGGAGACCGGCCGGUGGAUUCAGAAUAAGUUAACUUUUGUCUACGUUACUGUAUGCUUUGGGUCCGUACGUAACGGAAUCAGCCUCUUUCGGAGAGGACGUUACUAGUGCGAAAAGGAUUACUGUGAACUACAUUUGAAGUAUCUCAAAAGCAGUGUUCUUUUCUGUCUUUGCAAGACUGCUUUAGAUAAUCCAUACAGAACAUUGCAAAAGGAUAUUGUUUGUAAAGAUGGAGUACCUUAAUCCGAAGGUGACUGGAAAUAGUGUCGUAGGGGUAUCUGGUUUGUGGGCUGUUUUUGCUCGUGGCGCCGCUUGGAUUGGAAUAACCCUCUCAUCCAGCUGUUAACUCUCGGAGUGAGAGAUUGGUCUCUGGAACAGACGUUCACGCGGUGUAGCAAGAAGUGGUCGAUUCUCCUAAUAUCGCUGGCAACUUUAAGUCCAACCCACUGCAUCAGUUGGUCGACAUUGUGACGCCAUACAGCACCACCAUGUCAAGUCAAGAAGAUGCCCGCCGCCAGAGCUGGUACAUCCUCCUAGUGGCCUUGUCGUUCAAUGUCGCUGGCACUAUUAUCAUCAUACUAGCUCAUUCCGUCUUUACUGACUCGAUGUAUAAGACGUAUUACGUGGGUGCUGGGUGCCUGGGUGCGGGCGGUCUACUCUGUAUAGUUGCGAUGAUACUCCUGGCCGGAUGCUGUGCUAAACCAAAAACACCUUCGAAGAAGAAUCUCACCUUUACGGGUUUACCAUUUAAUAACAAAGUCGACACAAUCUCAGAGCAGGAACCAGGUGCCAGUACAAGUGGGUCAAGUUCUAGUGGGAGUAACAACACCAGCGUCGCCUCUCACAAGAUUCCCAUAAAGCCACGGUCCCUUGUCCUCAAAAUCGUUCCAUAUCGCCCGUUAGAAGACGACACAGGGCUGAGUCAUGUAUGAAAGCAGCUGAGAGGAAUUUAUCACGGUAACAUUAUUCUGGUAUCGGUCACGUGACGUCACUUGAUGAUGGUCCGAGGCGGUGAAGAAGAAGACUUAGCGCUGAGUGUUCCUCCUCGGUGAAUUCUUAUGCCGUUAUGACGAAAGCGUUUCGGCCCUUGUUCCUUUGCUUUUGGGGAGGUGGUGAGUGGGAUCCCAGCCGUGCUGAAUGUGGAAAAUAAUCAGGAUACGGAGGAAUGCCGGUGGUAACAAUAAAACGUAUCUAAGGUUUUCCGCCCAGGCAGAAUUAUGCAUAAUGUUUGUCUUGAUGUCUAAAACUUUGAAUAUGAACAAACCUUAGAUUAGAAGGCGAGGGCGGAGGAAGAUGUUACCACCUCCAGCCAAGACGGUGCCUCUUGUGAAGAGCUUGAAACCUUUUGGAAAGUACUAUGCUCCGCUGUGUUUUUUGCGACGGACGACCUUCCUGGUGCCGGUGUAAAAGUAAAAAGUGUCCCCCCUGGAAAAAGUGUCCGGCCCUAUUGUAUUCUGCAAUAUGGUUCUAUAGAGACCCUGACAGUCAAUAGCUCAGAGAUUGAAGCGCAUAAUAGAAUCCUUUGUUCCCGGACAUUUUAUCCUAGGACAUUUUAAACUUUUACACCGGUUUAUUAUUGGUUCCUUUGGUCUCUGCCUUCCAUGGUCGAACGAGUACACUUCAACUGGUCGUGGAGUUCCGGACGAACCCUUAGAUAUUGACAGAGACAACAAGGGCAGCUUCCUCGGAGGAAUGACUACAACAAAGACAUUUUCUACCGGUAGUAAGCGUCAGUAGGUUUAUGAGACAUUUUUCAUUAAAGUUUUUUACGAUGUUCACUUCCAAUGACGAAACUUUUGGAUAUAUAUGUCAGCUAGCUUGCUUACAUAAUAUAGAAGGUUGCAUGUUGUAAGAUACAUUGCAGGUAAAAUACUUCAGGUAAAUAACGAUUUGUAGUUAGCGACAGCUUC